CCUUCUACCUCCAAUCUCUCAUCACCCAUCUCUUUCUCCUUCUAAACACCAUGAACUUAAUUGAUGCCACCUCCUCCUCCACCUCCUCCCCCUCCCCCUCCCCAUCCCCCCCUCUCCUCACUCUCACUCCUCCCACCAUCCUCAGCCCCUGCGCCGCUUGCAAGAUCCUCCGCCGUCGCUGCGUCGACAAAUGCCUUCUUGCCCCUUACUUCCCCCCCACCGAUCCCCUCAAAUUCACCGUCGCCCACCGCGUCUUCGGCGCCAGCAACAUCAUCAAAUUCCUCCAAGAUCUGCCUGAAGUCCACAGAGCUGAUGCAGUGAGCAGCAUGGUGUAUGAGGCCAAUGCAAGGCUAAGAGACCCCAUUUAUGGUUGUGCUGGAGCCAUUUGCAAGCUUCAGAAACAGGUGACAAAGCUCCAAGCUCAGCUUGCUCGCACAAGGGCUGAUCUCCUACAUGUCCAAACCCAACAUGCCAACUUCCUGGCACUCCUGAUGGCGCCGUCUUCGUUGCACCCGUCGCCGACGAUCGAUCAAUCAACCUUCGCUUCGCCUGAGUUCUCCUAUGAAGGCGACGGCGGCGACGGCGGCGGAUAUGCACCCAUUUGGGAGGAUUCCUUGUGGGCAUGAUAAAAGAUUGAGAGGGAUGAUGUUGGUGAUGAUGAAAUGAGUCAUUAAUAAGUGGUUUAGUAUUUUGAUUAAUUAUAAAGUUAAUUAAUCAUAAUAUGUGUGAUGAGAAUUAAUUAAUCUAAUAUGUAUGAUGC
This is a messenger RNA of Phalaenopsis equestris, 760 nucleotides long. Its product is annotated as LOB domain-containing protein 1. NCBI's taxonomy places the organism in Eukaryota, Viridiplantae, Streptophyta, Magnoliopsida, Asparagales, Orchidaceae. The record is from RefSeq and is a predicted model, not a curated record. The coding region runs from base 51 to 626 and encodes 191 amino acids. The transcript is spliced from 2 exons.